Messenger RNA from Notechis scutatus (mainland tiger snake), 2911 nucleotides. Its product is annotated as amyloid-beta A4 precursor protein-binding family A member 3-like. Gene Ontology annotation, molecular function: protein binding; amyloid-beta binding. Gene Ontology annotation, biological process: chemical synaptic transmission. Gene Ontology annotation, cellular component: cytoplasm; dendritic spine; plasma membrane. NCBI's taxonomy places the organism in Eukaryota, Metazoa, Chordata, Lepidosauria, Squamata, Elapidae. The record is from RefSeq and is a predicted model, not a curated record.
ACGAGUGAGCGAGCGGGCGAGCGAGAGCGAACCCCAGGAAGAAAAAUACGUGGUUGAAUAUUUUUAUAUAUAUAUGUUCAGCUUUAAUCCGCAAUUUGCUGGCCUAAUCCUGGCUCGGUAUUGGAUCCCGGCCCGCAAGGGAUUCCGAAGAACUUGCGACUCACAAAGGGUUCAUCUUUCUCUUCAAACUUGAGAGCCAAACUUUUCUUAGAAUGUAGGGUCAUUGCUGUCGCGUCCUGGAGGAGCAAUCACAAUGGACGGUGGCAUGGAAGAUGCAAGUGAGGGGUUCGGGAUCCCCUCGGAAUCUGUAGUGCCUCUCCCCACGGAUUUGGGAAAUGAGAUUGAGGCUCCUGUUGAUUCUGGAGAAAAUGCUUCCGUUAUCCAACAACUGCCAACCUCUCCUGGUGACAACCAGGUUCUCCCGGAGCUUCCAGAUCUGGAUUCAGGGCCCUGCUACCCCAAAGCAGAAGAGAUCAGGAUUGGCCUGGAUGGGGAGGGUGAGUCCAAAAGAUGCUCGGAACCACAAGAGACCACUUCUUUGGCUCCUGAGAUCUGCAGGAAUGGUAUGGAGGAGGGAGCCAAAACUUCAGCUCAGAAAGAGAACAUAUGCUGGACACCCAAACCAGACCAGGUCUCCUCAGAGGUAGAGAGUAACCUCAAGAUCUCUGUUGACCAGGGUGAAAUUCUGAAGGAACUAGAGGAGAAGGAUGUGGAAGAGGAGAUUCCAGAGGCUGACCAGGCCGAGUUCUUAAAGCUUUUUGCCCGACUGCAGAGACUUAACCCUGGCUUCCAUGACAAGUUGCCCACUCCUGAAGAUGACCUCUUGGCUGCCUCUGACGGCGAGGAAAGCCACGGGUUAGGAGAUGGAGACAGGCGGCCCCUCCUUGAGCAUCCCGAGGACCUCCAGGGACCUCCGGACAAACAUGCCCCUUCUCUACUCCAUGUAGCCACAGGGCAGGGCCUUCGGGCAGCCGCUCAGCACCUCCUGAGAUCUGUCCAGGGACAGAGAAGUGGAGAAUUGCUUUCCUCAGAAGCCCACCAGGAGAACCUGCUCAGUCUCCUCCAUUACGAAGGGGGAAUUUCCAUGGAGGAGGAGGAAGAUGACCAGAUAACCCUGGCCCACUCAGAUGUGAUGAUCAGGACUGGAUGUCAGAAAAUGGAAGUUGAAGGAAGGGCUGUAACCCCAGAGAAGGUCCCUUCUGAACCUGCCUGUGAUGAUCUGGAAGAGAGAAGAAGGAAAGGACGCAGGCCCAGAUCGAGGCUCCUAAAAGAAUCCACUAGCUUGGAAGCAGCUGCCUCUUCUGACUCCAACUUGGAGGCCCGCAGCUGGGAAGGCUCCCCAGAUCCAGUGGGGGGACCUGUCCUGAAUCGCAUGGAGGAUUCCUCUCCCAUCUCUGAUCCAGUGAAUAAAGGCAAUAUGUCAUCUUUCCCACCUUAUAAAGAUGUCCCAGGUCCCUGUGAGCCCGAAGAUCUGUUGGAAGGGGUGAUCUUUGGAGCCAAAUAUCUGGGCUCCACACAGCUGGUUUCUGAGAAAAACCCAUCUACAACCAUCCGCAUGGCUCAGGCCCAGGAAGCCGUCGAUAGGAUUAAGGCACCAGAAGGAGAAUCCCAGCCAAUGACCGAAGUAGAUCUCUUUGUCUCCACUCAACGGAUUAAGGUCCUCAGUGCCGAUACACAGGAAACCAUGAUGGAUCACCCCCUCCAGACCAUCUCCUACAUUGCUGACAUUGGGAACAUCGUGGUGCUCAUGGCCCGUCGGAAGCUCCCUCGCCGGGCGGAUGCUUCCACCGAAAAACAGCUGUACAAAAUGAUCUGCCACGUGUUCCACUCAUCUGACGCUCAGCUGAUAGCCCAAGCCAUUGGGCAAGUCUUUAGCGUGGCUUACCAGCACUUCCUGCGGGCCAGUGGCAUUGACCCCAGCCAGCUGGGCUCCAUGCAAGACCAGAAUGAUGAUGAGAAGGAUCACCCCAGCCUGAUCGAGGGAGAGGAGCUUUAUAAUGGAGACCUGGCUCACUUCUCCAAGCAAGAGAACUGUAAGGAAGUCGUCAUCUCCAAGCAGAAGGGCGCGAUUCUGGGCGUGGUGAUUGUAGAAUCUGGUUGGGGAUCCAUCCUUCCCACUGUGGUCAUUGCAAACCUGAUGCACAGGGGAGCGGCCGAGCGAUCCGGCAAGCUGAACAUUGGAGACCGCAUCAUGUCCAUCAACGGAACGAGCCUCGUGGGGCUGCCCCUUGUCUCGUGCCAGAACAUCAUACGGGAUAUGAAAAACCAGACUGAAGUAACCCUCAGCAUUGUUCAUUGCCCUCCUGUCACUACAGCAAUUGUUCGAAGGCCUGGCACAAAAUAUCCCCUGGGUUUCUCUGUGGAAAAUGGCAUCAUCUGUAGCCUCAUGCGUGGCGGGAUUGCAGAACGUGGUGGCGUCCGCGUGGGACAUCGCAUCAUUGAGAUCAACGGGCAGAGCGUGGUGGCCAUGCCGCAUGAGAAGAUCAUCCAGAUCCUUAGCCAGGCGGUCAGCGAGGUCCAUAUCAAAACCAUGCCAGCCUCCACCUAUCGUCUUUUAACUGGCCAGGAGCAACCCAUCUUCCUCUGAUGGUUCUGCCUUGGCCAAUGGCUUCCGGUAUCUGCUUCCUAAGCUUGCUGCACUUCCAAAUCGGAAGCCGGCCUCCGGGCUCAGUGCCCCAGAUUCACAAGAGCUUUGGGAUUGUUUCUGCUGCACGAACCCUCCAGCCAAGUUUGUUGUUGGUUUCCUUUGCUGGGGACAUUUAUCUGGGGACUUGUGAACUUGGCAGUUAUGCCUAUUGCUUGAGGUUGGCUUCUACACUAGAAAGCAAGAGAUUGGAGAUUGAACCAUACAAUACUGUACUGUUCCUGACCUAGAAUUGAUGGAUUAGACUCUACCACUUGCAGGGGAGAC